AUCCCAUGCCAAGUCUAUGAUAGCAUUGGGCUGAUACUCUCGAAUAUAACACAAGUCCAGGGGGUGUUUCAUCUCAGCUGAACACAUGCCUUCCUCUCGAUCGCUGUCCAUUCUCGCUGUCGCUGUCCUCCUAGGGUUGUGCUACCGACCAUUCGCGCUAUGGUACAGUGGUCAUAAGGCUGUCAACAAGCUGAUAGACCGGACAACUCCCGUCAAGCUCUACGGCGCUCCCAUGUCCACAUGCACUCGACGGGUGGCCACAGUGCUGAAGGAAAAACUCGUACCAUAUGAGCUGGUUCCAGUUGAUUUCAGCAAACGCGAGCACAAGUCCGAGGAGUACAUUGCGACGAAGCAGCCUUUUGGUCAGGUUCCCGUCCUACAGGACGGCGACUUCGUCCUGUAUGAGAGUCGCGCAAUAUCUCGUUAUAUUGCUCUCAAAUACGCUGAUCGAGGGACCCCACUUCUCCCAUCGCCAUCUGAUAUGGAAGCCUGGGCGCGGUUUGAAGAAGCAGCUAGUGUCGAACAGAAUAACUUCGACCCGUAUGCAAGCGGAAUUGCGUAUGAAAAGGUCUUCAAGACGCGUUCCGGAGGAACGACAGACGAACAACGUGUCUCCAGCCUGGCAGCAACUCUAGAGCAGAAGAUGGAUGCAUACGAGCGUAUCCUCGGGAGACGCAAAUACCUAGCAGGCGAUAAUAUCACAUUGGCAGACUUAUUCCAUCUCCCCUAUGGUAACAUGGUCACGGAGCUUGGCUACGACGUACUGCAGUCCCGCCCUAACGUCGCACGUUGGUGGAAGGAUGUCAAUGCCAGGCCGUCCUGGAAGUCGGUUGCGCACGGUGCAUAAACGCAGCAUGGCCUCAUGUCUGCCUCUGCAGAUGAUGGGAUCUCCGACUCGGAUCGUAUGCGAGCGUGGUGUGAUGACUCAUGGAGUCCUACAAUGGUAAAAGUAGUUCAGGUAGCUAUCGAUGAUCAUCGUUUCAGGUGCAAGCCGAGUCACCAGCCAUUGCAAUCAGC
This is a messenger RNA of Punctularia strigosozonata HHB-11173 SS5, 1017 nucleotides long. RefSeq names its product glutathione transferase. Lineage: Eukaryota; Fungi; Basidiomycota; Agaricomycetes; Corticiales; Punctulariaceae. The coding region runs from base 86 to 847 and encodes 253 amino acids. Gene Ontology annotation, cellular component: cytoplasm. The record is from RefSeq and is a predicted model, not a curated record. The transcript is spliced from 6 exons. Gene Ontology annotation, molecular function: glutathione binding; glutathione transferase activity.